AGCCCCUUAUUCCUAUAUCUAGGUUUGGAAAAGGCUCACACUAAUCGAAAUGUCAGACCAUUUUACUUGUUUGCAUUUAUAGCUCUCUUUUGGUUGGUAAAGCAGUUCUAUUUUCUAAAAAUAACUUAAAACGAGAGAAUUAAUUUUAUAAGACCAUUAUUGUUCUAUGGCGUCAUUUGGGUAGGGCGCCCUCAGCUAGAGGGCACAAGAAUGUUGCUCAUUGGCCCAUCACCCUUUCAGACAUCCGUUUAUAGCUGUGCGUUUUCCCCAGAGUUGCAUGAUCGUUUUGCUUCUAAGAUGGCGGCGAUAUGACGUCAUUGCAUAAAGACUAUAGUCUUAAAAACAAACUAUAGACUUUAGUUUCUUCGAAUUUUGUACAAUGUUUUUUGUGUGACUCUUUUGAUGUAACUAACUAAGUAUCAUGCACAAUAGGUUCAUUUUCUCUUGUUAAAAUGUUGUAAAUUAAUAAUUGGUAUAAAAAAAUAAUCAAGAAAUAAUUUUAAAUACUUAAUAUUAUACAGUUUGUUUGUGUAUUUGUAAUAUUAUUUGAAUCUUUUGUGAAAUAUACAAAGUAAAACCCAGAUGGGUUUUUUGUAUCGGUGUUUAUUGUGACGUCUAAUAGAGUUAUCAUCAAAAAGUACUGAUAAUUAUUAUGGGACUCCUCCAUUACAAACAAACAUACAUCUACCAUUCCACCCCCACCCCUUUCCCGGCACCCCACCCCAACAUACCUUUAAUUGGCACACCCAAAGGUAGUGACAUAAUCAUGCGCUUUAAGGGUGAUGCACUCGUACACAUAGAGAGCUAGAUGCACCCAAACCAAAGUAAAGGGAGAAAAAGGGUGGAGGCCUCAUUUAUAUUCUGUGGACACACAAAAUAUAUAGAUAGACCUGAGAGCCCACCAAUGGGGAAAAAGUGUAAACAAGUUUGCCUAAUUGUGACCUUGGAACUUGAUGUAUAUGGGAUAACUAUAGGCCCUGAAACAAAUGGUCCCAUUUGCAGAGAGAGGGACAUUUCUUUAAGGCUUGUGCUCGGACGUUUAGAAAAUUCCACCGGUGUAGGGUUUUAAUCUGAUAGAACAACGCGACGGGCACAGGGACUCCCAUAUCUAAUUGAGCAGAAGAUUAAAGUUCAAAUGUCGAUGAAUGAUAAUUAUCUGGGGACCAAAAUUGCUACCGAGUUAAUCAUAUAGCGCCCUCUUUAGGCACCUUUUGUUGCGGACUGAUACACCAGGAUAACUAAACUUGUGUAAGUCCUUUCCACGAAAAUAUAAUAUAAAUACAAAAUGAAAUAGUUCAAAAUGAACAGCUCUCGUCAACUAAGACUACACUCUCACCUUUUAUAGAUAACAAUAUAUUAUAAACAUAAUAUCAUAAAUUUGCUAUGUUAAAUCAAAUGUGUUGAUUGAGUAGUUUGAAUGUUUAGCGUUGGUUGCAUUCUGCAUCCGAACACCUCAAAACUUUCUGUUUUCUCCAAAAUAUAUCUAGGGUCAUUCAGUGAUUGUUACAUGGGGUCAGCUGUUACCAAGGCAACCGUUCAUGGAGGCAAAAUCAGUUUCAAGUGAAUACAACACAAAAAUACUAACGAUUAUGGCCCACCUACGGUCCCUUGAGCAAGACACUUGAUUCGUAACAAGUUGAGAAGGACAUGUGCAUUCUGCAAAACACGAGCGCAAACUACUUUGCCCCUAUUGGUCACGACCACAGAAAUACAUUUUUGCCACGUUUUCAAAUAAUGUCAAAAUAAGUGUAAAUUUAGGCAUUCGAAGAAGAACAAAACGUAAACUAUGGGGGAAAUACCAUAUUUCACACACAAAUAAUUUAAAAAUUACGUCAUCAUGUAGAACUUGGUGAAACAUAUUAUGUGUCAAGUUUCUUAAAAAAUGUGUUUAGAACUUUGGACGAAAUACUGAACCGCCGAUCUGUGGAUGUGCACCCCGCCCCGACCCAGGUUAUUCCAAAAACAAAUCCCCAGGCAUGUUCGUGAUAUUGCCCUGCACGCUUGAUUGCAAGCAACCUUGUUCGACAAUGCACACAGUUUGCAUUAUCAUAAAAUGAAUUUUUGUGAGGGUUUAUUUGUGUGCAGUUACGCUAGACAGUCCUGCCCUUUUCAUGUAGCAAUAAACUAUGAUGCCCUAAAUACCGUGGAGCUAUCUUUAGUAUGGCUCCAUACUAACUUUCAGUGUGUGUCUGAUGGUAUAAUGCGUGUCGCCACUACUUUACACUAAAAUCGAAACAAACAAUUUAAUAUGCCAAGGACAACAUGGUUUUCAAGCGUAUCCUUUCUAUUUAUUUGUCCUUUACUUAUUGUAUCGUAUGAUUCGGGGCCUUUCCUGGUAUUUGUUAUGGGGGGGGGGGCUGGUUCUGUUGUGCUUGUAGUAGUUCAACGUGACGGUAAUAAUGUGUGUAGUAGUUCAACGUGACGGUAAUAAUGUGUGUAGUAGUUCAACGUGACGGUAAUAAUUUGUUCUUACCAUGGGAGUAUUAGUGCACUAACGGGUUCCCAUAAACUAGAGAGUUUUACACGGUAUUUGGGGAUCAGGUUGACUUAGCAUGUUUCUUUGACUUAGCAUGUUUCUUUGACUUAGCAUGUUUCUUUGACUUAGCAUGUUUCUUUCCCUGCCUUUCUAAUCUGUAGACCCGGUUCGAAUCCCAUCUCAUUAAUUAAACAAAAUCACGACCGUUUUUAUUAUUCGUAUGAUGAAUCCGUAACAAGUUUGUCAUAGUGACAACUUUAUUGGCAGAAUAAGUAUGACUUAUGCUAAUUCGUAUGAAAAAUAAGUCAUAGAUAAAUUUAUGCUAACUCAUGACCGAGAUACAAAGUCAAUAUUUUGAUGUUUUAUGCUAAUUCAAAUCGAGCUAUAGUUAUGAGUGGUGAUAAUUCAUAUUUAUGAAAUAUUCACAAUUAUAGGCUUGUGUAUGAUUACGAGAUAUGCUUUAUAAGUUAUGAUUUAUGGUAAUUCCUAACUAUGAGCAGCGCAGCUAUACUUAGUAAUGAUUUGUGCUAAUUUAUUAAAUAUAAAAUAGAUAUGCUGAUUUGAGAUAUAAGUCAUAAUAUUAUGAAUUAUAACUGUGAAUUUAUUUUAUGUGCGUGUUGAAAAAUGUGCGAGGGGAAACGGGAGAGUUAAACGGUCACGUUUCCACAUAAAAGUUGUAGGAAAUUAAAAACACACAUGUCAAAAAUUCACAACGACACCUAUGUUCGACCCCGGCGUAAAAGGCCUAUUGGAGCCAAUCAUUUUGUAUAGUGUUUUGACCUAAAGUCUGUUCCAAGGCUUCAAGGACCCGCAUGGAACAGUUUGUGCAUGACUGAACCUUACAAAAUAGUUAAUAAAAGGCAUGAGACAAGUCUAUUGACUGGGUUUAUUUCUACGGUUAAAAAACAGAUGGCGUGAUUUUUAAGGCGAGGUAUAUGUGCGUAAUGGACUGCGCAAGGGACACGCUCGCUGUUCAUGCCUGCCCGAUGAGGGACAACUGUAUAAAUUAUAAUCCCUAAUGAGCCGCGUAUGCUAACUAGUUUGGCAUGAUGUAUGAGUACAUACCUUCGGCUUGACGCAUAGAUACAAGGCGAGGACGUACAUACAAGGCUAGUUUACUAUACUAGUGGUCACAUAGCAAGGUCUAUGUAAAGGGUUGAACUAUCGCCCUGUUCAUAUGAAGAUAGGUCAAUACAUCUGAAGGCAUCUGAAUUUCACCGGCAGAGAAAAUGUCCGAGACACGGGGAUUUCCACCGGUUACUCUUCCUCUGCAAGUGCCGUUGAACACGACGAAAGUACCCGUGGUGUACGCCUAUGAGUUCGCGUUUGAACGGAGAUUCGAUCAUGAGUGGGGUGUGGGCCUUUUCCAGCAGUACUGGUCAGUGGGUAUUCCCCUAUGCAGUCUCUAUGUUCUACUCAUACUUGUGGGGCAGAGAAUCAUGAGGGACCGGCCGGCUUACGAUCUCCGCCAGGCCCUGACGGCGUGGUCGGUCGGCCUGGCCAUCUUCAGCUGGAUCGGACUGCUCCGUGGUUGGGAAGAAAGCUACUACAUGGCUACUACCUACGGCCCUAAAUCUAUAGCGUGUGACUCGGUCGGCUUCAUCGGGGCCAGCGGUCUGUGGGCCUGGCUCUUCGCUGCGAGCAAACUGGUCGAGUUGGGCGAUACUGCGUUCAUCGUACUACGAAAGCAGAAGUUGAUCUUCCUUCAUUGGUAUCAUCAUAUCACUGUACUAUUGUACACCUGGUAUAGUUAUGGCUGCUACACCUCGACUGGGCGCUGUUUUCUGGUUAUGAACUACACCGUCCAUGCUUUCAUGUAUACCUACUAUGCCCUUAAAGCAUCCCGAUUGGUCAGGAUUCCUCGUAAAGUCAACGUGUGUAUAACCAUUUUGCAAAUCAUGCAAAUGUUUAUGGGGAUUAUCAUCAAUCUAUACGCUCAUCAGGUCCUAAAGAGCGGUGAGCCAUGCGAUGUCACCUGGAGAAAUCUAGAGGUAUCCUUCGUCAUGUAUCUUAGCUAUUUCAUGCUCUUCGCGAACUAUUUCUACAGGGCUUACUUCGCUAAGCAACAGGAGAAACUUGCUGACAAGUCGGACAUGCAACAGCCGAGAGGUCAACUCAACAAUGGAGAAAAGAAGACGAACUAAAAAGUUGUCCAACAACUUUUGACAACAAACUUUCUACAUCAUGAUUAUGAAUUUGUAAUUUACAUCAUGCAAUCUUAUUGUUGGUUUGCAGUUGACAAAUUUUAAAUUUUAUAUUGGUUUUUAAAUUUAUAUUGGUCCAUUAAUUUUAUUUCUCCUUUAUGUUGGUGGCGUUCUGACAGAGAUGAAUGUAAUUUCACAAAGGAUUCCAUUCAUUUUUGUACCACCAUCAUCAGACAAUCAAGGCUGAAAUACUAUUGAUUUAUAGUUGUAACCUUCUGGUGUCAGAAUGGGUACAGACUGGGUACAUUCUUACAUACCACUUUUGCAGUUUGAAUUAAUUGUCACAAAUUUUAUGUUUGGUUUAUCUACAGUAAGAUAUAUUAUUUAACACGACCAGUUCUCGUUCAAUUUUGUAACCUGUGUACCCGUAGGUGCCAGACGACUGUGCAUAUCCAGUCUCGCGCAUUUUAAUGAUUACCAGGGACCUUGGAUCCCAACUCAUACAAAAGGAUUGAUGCGCACUUUGAACAGGGCGAAAUUGCGCGAGUUCUGCGCAGUCUCCUAUCCUUGUCUGGAGCCCCUUUUGGUCCAAGAUGCGAUUGGUCAAACUCCUAACAAGAACAAGCACCAGACUAUGUUUUGUUGGCGGUUUGGUUGAAUGAAUUAUAGCAUUUAUGACAUUGAAAGAUAAUGCACGAGUAAUAUUUUUCAAUUUGACCUCGGUCUCUAUAAAUUUGCUUUUCCUUCCGGCUUAACUUGUACAAGUCGUUCGCCCCCGAUAAGCCCCUUAGUCAGAAUCACGAGUUUAUUUCAAUCCAAAUUUAUAUGUGCAAUUACUUAGUAAACACAAUACUGUUUAAAAAUAAUUAAAAUAACAUUUUAUCAAAAUGUGAUGAUUUUUUUUUUGCGAAUAGGCCUGUUUUCGUAUCAGGGUUCCCAGAUUAUUAUUACAGUGAAAUUCCAUGUUUUCCACAAGGACAAAAUCAGGGUGUUUUCCAUUACAAAUUCUUAUGCUGUUUUGUACAGAAAUCUAUCGUUGUUUUAGAAUUUGUAGCAACCGGUCAGCGCCACAAAUACAUCGCAAACAUUGGUUGUAGAGAUUAAACUUCAGUUAACAAUGUUCUGUUUUGUGUAUGUAAAGAUCUGGUGUGUAAAAUAAGUGAACUAGCAACAAGUACAAGUUGAAGUCCUAUAAGGCACCUCCUGGAACCCAUACAGGAAAACCACUAAGGCCAAAACAUGUCAAACAGGAACAUGCUUUUCAAUGUUCCAAAUUAUUGGAUAGCAGUAUUAGUCGGCCAUUUUGAGGUGUGCCGGGUUUUAUUUAGUCUGUUACGUGUAUAGGCCUCCACAGCUCUUUGAUGAGGCACUGUGUGGAAAUCCCUUUGUUUUGACCACUUUGGUAAAAAAUCUUGUUCCGCAACACUGCAAAUAACACUGUAUGGACGUGUGCAAGUCUUUUGUUUUCAGAUCCACACGGUGUUGCAGUGGCUGAGUGGAUAUUCUUUUGUUUUGAACACUUUCUACACACCUUUUAUUCCUCAAUUCUGUAAAUAACACUGUGUGGACGUGUGUAAGCACACACAGUGUUUAAGUCACUACAUUAUGUGGUUUUUGUUCUAAGGUCCACACUUCAAACACCCAAACCCAAAAUACAUCUACUAUAGUGUCAACCAUGUCUCAAAGAGGCUUAUGCCAACUUCUUGACCUUCCACCAAAACAAAAAUCCAUGAACAUCUUAGAUUAUAUUGUUAAAUUCAAGGAAUAGCUAUAAACGGCGGGAACCCUGUACUAUGGUCUGUUCAGCGAAGCGGCACAGUGUGUGCAGUGGGGCUUGACCGACUACAGUAAUUAAUAGUAGGUGUUAUUGUUUUCAAUAUUGAUAUCAGUUUUUGGUAUUGUUAAAAUUGUUUACAAGUGUGACACAAUUAUUAUGCAAUAGAUGUUUUUCUUCCUAUAAAUAUAUAUAUCUGUAGUAUAAAAUAUGUAGGCUAUGCCUCUAAUGAGAUGCAUACAUAGCAUUUCUUUCAGUCGUUUUGAUCAGUGGUGAACUAUGGUACAAAUCGAGCACUUUUUGAAUUAAACCUUUGAUUUUAAGUGGUAGAUUGGGAUACCGACAUUUUCUUUCUUUGACUAAAAAUGAUUGUAUUUUUCAGGUAAUUUGUAUAAAUCGAUAGAUGCAUGAAUAGGUGUAUGAGAAUUGACAGAAAUGUAAAGAGUAAAUUAUAUUUUUAGUAUUCCUAGUAGAAUUUUCCUCGAGCUUAAACGUUCGUUCUGACCUCGGUAUUGUUUAUACGUUGUUUCGUACUUGUCAAUAAAGUUGUUCAUGUCAAGAACAAUCGAUACAUUAGAAUAAUCAAUAGAUUGGUCACGAAAAUCAGAACAAAAUAGUCGAUGUAUAAGCCAAUCACAUUGACUGAAACUUGCGAAUGUGUACCACAUCAUUAUGCAUCAUUAUGCAUCAUAACUGUUUUGUUCGAUUUAAAAUAAAAGAUUAUUGUAUAGAAAUUGUUUUGUACCUCUAAGUAUUUUCUUGGCUGAUUAUCAAUAAAAAUUAAUAUUUUGGUAAAAAUUGUUAUGCUGUUUACAACAUGACUAUCAAUACACAAAUAUUUGAAGGUGUUGUUGCCUAAAGUGACAUUAUUUAUGUUUUGCUAGGUUUAGACCACAUUAGAUCUAGUUUUAGAUCACAUGAUAGAAACUGCACUGGACUGGAGUAAAUUCUACUUUUAAAUAAAUAAAUAAAUAAAUUAACAACUUUUACCCAAACAAAAGGUGUCAUGUUUGAGAAUUUAAUUUACCAGGCGGACGUGACAAUAU
Messenger RNA from Asterias rubens (European starfish), 7440 nucleotides. RefSeq names its product elongation of very long chain fatty acids protein 6-like. Gene Ontology annotation, biological process: fatty acid elongation, monounsaturated fatty acid; very long-chain fatty acid biosynthetic process; fatty acid elongation, saturated fatty acid. NCBI's taxonomy places the organism in Eukaryota, Metazoa, Echinodermata, Asteroidea, Forcipulatida, Asteriidae. Gene Ontology annotation, cellular component: endoplasmic reticulum membrane. The record is from RefSeq and is a predicted model, not a curated record. Bases 3706 to 4620 code for a protein of 304 amino acids. The transcript has a single exon. Gene Ontology annotation, molecular function: fatty acid elongase activity.